CCAACACCCAGCGGGCCUCAGAGCUGAACCUCACCAUUGACCUGAAAAAGGAGAAGGAACCUCAGGCAGACAGCAGCGAUGAAGCUUGUCACAAGCAUCUUUCUCUUCUCCUUCAUUGUGUGUGUCAACAGCCAGGUUUGGUUUCGAGAGUCUCUGGACUUCCUUGAUCAGGCUCGUCAAGGUGCUGGAGACAUGUGGAGGGCCUACCGGGACAUGCGUGAAGCCAAUUAUAAAAAUUCAGACAAAUACUUCCAUGCUCGUGGGAACUAUGAUGCUGCCAAGAGAGGACCUGGUGGGGCCUGGGCAGCUGAAGUGAUCAGCAAUACCCGGGAGUUCUUACAGGGGGGCAGCUUUGGCCGGAAUGUGGAAGAUUCCAUGGCAGACCAGGAAGCCAACAGAUGGGGCCGAAGUGGCAAAGAUCCCAAUCACUUCAGACCAAAAGGCCUGGAUCCCAAAUACUAAGCUGGUUUCUCCCUUUUGUUCCCUUCUCCAUGUAUGAUGUGAGAUCCUCCAGGAAUCAAGAGCCUCCUGGGUGCACACAAAUGUAGCUGCUGCCAUGUAGACAUUCAAUAAACAGCAGUUCUGAUGAAUCAU
Trichosurus vulpecula (common brushtail) is the source of this 594-nucleotide messenger RNA. Its product is annotated as serum amyloid A protein. The record is from RefSeq and is a predicted model, not a curated record. Gene Ontology annotation, cellular component: extracellular region. The transcript has 4 exons. Bases 79 to 462 code for a protein of 127 amino acids. NCBI's taxonomy places the organism in Eukaryota, Metazoa, Chordata, Mammalia, Diprotodontia, Phalangeridae.